Alosa sapidissima (American shad) is the source of this 1964-nucleotide messenger RNA. RefSeq names its product G protein-coupled receptor, class C, group 5, member C (gene gprc5c). Bases 463 to 1728 code for a protein of 421 amino acids. Gene Ontology annotation, biological process: G protein-coupled receptor signaling pathway. The record is from RefSeq and is a predicted model, not a curated record. Lineage: Eukaryota; Metazoa; Chordata; Actinopteri; Clupeiformes; Clupeidae. Gene Ontology annotation, molecular function: protein kinase activator activity; G protein-coupled receptor activity. The transcript is spliced from 5 exons. Gene Ontology annotation, cellular component: signaling receptor complex; intracellular membrane-bounded organelle; extracellular exosome.
GCACUCCACAUACAGGUGAGAGUAGGAGGGAGGGAGAGAGAGAGAGAGGGAGAGAGAGAGAGAGAGAGAGAGAAAGAAAUAGCGGUGAGUAAGCAUUCUCAGGCUAGGGACCAAUUUCACUGCAUCAACUGAGGUUUGCUUCAUUCGAAAACUUGUCUGAGCUCAUAGGUGGAGCAGUCGUGGACGUCCAAGGACUGCGCAUUCAGCAGUAGCCUAGGCUACUUUUAGAUUAUCGCUACACUACAUAAAGGCAGCAUUGUUUCUAUAGAGUGGGACCCUACCUUCUGCUUACUAGAAAGUCUGCUUGUUUACCGCGCCGCUGAGCACGUUGGAUGCAGAAUGUCGAAAAUAUUUGUCUUCUGCUUGUGGAACAGGUGAACUUUCUCUCAGCACUCAUAAUAGAAGAUUGAGGAUUACAGAAAACACUCCUGCAAAUUACCUCUAAUCAGGUAGUAGGCAGCCAUGGAGCCUUCGUUCACCAGUGUCCGCUUGCUGCUGUUGGUGGCUGUGGCCAUCUCUGUCCCGGACUGCUGUGCUGCUAACAAGACAGUAAACAACCCGCCGCAGGGCUGUGGCCCGAACGUGGACUCCCUUUACUACAACCUGUGCGACCUGAGCGCCGUUUGGGGCAUCGUGGUGGAGGCCUUCGCCGGGGCCGGCGCCAUCGGCUCACUGGUCCUCUUCAUCGUCCUGCUGGCCAGCCUGCCCUUCCUGACGGACCCCGGGAAGCGGAGCUCAAUGGGCCUUCACGCCGGCUUCCUGGUGUUCACGACGGGCCUGUUCUCCCUGACGUUCGCCUUCAUCGUUGGCCGCAACUUCUCCACGUGCGCUGCGCGUCGCUUCCUCUUCGGCGUGCUGUUCGCCGGCGGCUUCUCCUGCCUGGUGGCGCAGAACGUGCGGCUCAACCUGCUGGCACGGCGAGACACCGGACCGCGCGGCUGGGUGCUCUGCCUGGGCGCCCUGGGUCUCUGGCUGGUGGAGGUCAUCAUCAACACCGAGUGGCUGAUCAUCACAGUGGUGCGGUACCCAACCAACACCACGAUCGGCAUCGGUAGCGGGCCAGCUAACGCCAUCCCGUGCAACAUCGCCAACGACGACUUCACCAUGGCGUUGAUCUACGUCAUGUGCCUGCUCCUGGCCACUGUGCUGACCGCGCUGCCCGCCUUCGCCGGCCGGCACAAGCAGUGGCGCGGGGAGGCGGCGUGCGUGCUGGCCACCGGCCUGCUCUCCAUGGGCAUCUGGGCGGCGUGGAUCGCCAUGUACGUCUACGGGAACGACCAGGCCGCCGGCGGCGGACCCUCGUGGGACGAUCCCACACUGGCUAUCGCCCUGGUGGCCAACGCCUGGGUCUUCCUUCUGCUCCACACCAUCCCGGCGGUGUGCGGCUUCGGCAACACCGAAGACGAGGACCUGCCGGGGUUCCGAGAGGACCUGUACCCGAGCCGUGGCGUGGGCUACGAGACCAUCCUUAAGGAGCAGAGCUCGCAGAACAUGUUCAUGGAGAACAAGGCCUUCUCAAUGGACGAGCCCAACUCAGGCCACAAGCCAGUGUCCCCCUACAGCGGUUACAAUGGUCAGCUACGCAGCUCUGUCUACCAGCCCACUGAGUUAGCCCUCAUCAGCAAAGGAAUCAACACUAAAUCAGAGGUGCAGUCAUAUGACAUCCCUCGCGCCACAGCCACCCCCCCAGCCCAGAAUGGGGGCAGUAGUCCCUCCAGCCACACAUAGGAGGAAGCCAGCCAGGCCAGCAGCGGUAAUGGAUUACACAAGAAGGCCCAGUGGUAAACCCCUACACAAGACCUACCAUGAGAUCUACUAUUCAUAUUGCACAUUUUAACCUCUGAAUGCAUCUCACUGUCAUUUCUAGGUUGUUUUUUUUAGGCCACAAAAGACUGACAAGACUUUAUUUGUGGUGGCCAGAUCAAUGUUCAACCAUUUCAGCUAUCUCCACACACAAACACACA